Cyanidioschyzon merolae strain 10D is the source of this 1497-nucleotide messenger RNA. RefSeq lists its product as hypothetical. The record is from RefSeq and is a predicted model, not a curated record. The transcript has a single exon. Bases 1 to 1497 code for a protein of 498 amino acids. Lineage: Eukaryota; Rhodophyta; Bangiophyceae; Cyanidiales; Cyanidiaceae.
AUGACGGUCGAGUGCCACCAGUGCGAAGCGUGCACAGAUGCCGUGCUCAAACGAGACGAGAAUGCCAAGCAAAGUGUGCAUCGUAACUGGUGCACCUGCAUGCAAUGCGUCGACAACAGGCGGAAGCACCGACAUUGGUCGUUGAACGCCGCUUUCGACACCCAUCGACUGCUGAUAACGAAGCUGAAGGAGCGUCGCAGACCAGCGUAUGCAAAGCCAAAUACAAGACAGAGGAGAACACAGCAUUUGUGGAAUAAAGGCCCCUUAAAGGCCACUGUUGGCACCCGAGCGGAACGAAUCCCAAUCGUUCGUGUGUACUCCCGAGUUAACCAGGUACCCCGCUUCCAUUUCCUUCCGACAUGGGUUAUUGUGACCUCGAGCUGUGACCAAGUGUACGGCACGAUCGUGCUGACCAUCGCGAUACAUUCACUUUCACAUCGCUCGGGUAUUCGUUUAGGACGACUGCAUCCUCUCGCUGCAUUGCAAACAGAGAGAAUUGUUCUUUUGCUGCACAUGUUUGCGCACACUGUUCAAGCACCCAGAAAGCGACUUCAUCAGACGCUUUCCGCUGUUAUACCCGGUGAGCAGUGGGAGCGGCUCUGCCGCAACGAAGGCGUCUACCCGGGGACACUAUCGCGGUACGAGCCUGCUCGCGUGAGUCUAGUUGGUACUCCGCGACCAACGGAACUGCAUAUCACGCCCAGAGCCGAGGACAGGGACUCUGCUUGGGUUAUCCUCCGCAAACCCGGCGAUCGGGAUGCAACGCAGUUCUACUCACGCGCGCUGGAUGCGUCUACGCUGGCACAACAGGGCAUGGUCUACGCCCAGGACGGCUCUUUCUGCUCGGGAAGCGUGUUGGUGCGCUCCGGGGAAGGUGGCCUCAGUGCGCUCAUCGUUGAACAGAACAUAAACCACUGGGAGUCGGGGCGUAUCGCAGCAAGACGACGCGUCGUCGUACAUUAUAGGGGCCGGGAGCUCUCAGCGCUUUCGCUUUAUCGCGAGCUGGACCAGAGUGACUAUGUAAGUGAGCGACCGAGAGCUAAGGAUUUUGUUCGCUUGCUUGAAACAGGAACAGGAGCAUGGCAAGGUCGAGCAGCGUACGUCUAUGCCCGUGAUCAGCGGAAGGAUGCCCACUUCAACACGGACGCCAGUUUGAGCAUCGAGGAGCUUUCAAUGGAUGGUGUUGAUGCUGGUGUUCCAGCGGUUGUUACGCGAGUCGCUGCACCCGGUUUCGAACGCGUCUCUCGGGGGCGCCUCGAUGAGAGCCAGAACAAAAUCGUUUUCGAUCCUAUUCAUCCGAAUCUGCAGUAUCAGAUGCGUUUUCUCGGGAGAGAUUGCACAGUAUUAGCACCGCAUGCCGUGCCGCUCGGUCAAGCGUUUCUCGUAGAAUUCGCGUGGCUUGUUCGACCUGGUCUUCGAAGAAGAAUCGUCAGGCAGUAUGACUCCGAUGGCAUGUACGAGGGAUCCGUCUUCAUCGAGGAAAUAAAGCAACCCUAG